AUGAUAAUCGGUGCAAUAAAUUGCAAUUUCGAAGAACAAGAGUUAAAAGUGGAUAAAAUGAUCCCAAAGUAUGAGAGGUUAGGCAAUGGCGUGGAAUGCCCUGAAAAAGUGGAGUUAAUUCUGGCGAAAUGCAAAGAAAUGGCACAACUAAUGAUACGAAUGGGAAAUUGUGAGAUGUGGGAUAUAUUGGACGGCUUUAAAUAUGCCGGUUACUUAAAACCUAUACUCCGUGAUGUAAUUUUGGAGAGCACUAGCCUUUCGAGCUACGAGAAAAUUAAAAUUGUUCGCAUAUUACGUUCGCAAUUGGAGGGAGGGGGAGGGAAGGGUGUUAGGGACGUGCGAAGUAUUGUGCGUAAAUAUUGGGACGAUGUGUUGAAUAUGCACGAAGACAUUGAUGGCUUCAGAGAGUCCACUCGCGAACGAAUUGCAAUUUUUCCAUCAUUCGUGACCAGAGCUGAGGAACAUCUCGGUGUGAAAGCGGACGCCAAGUGCGAACUCGGCGAAAAGUACCCUGAUGCAAAACACAAAUCGAUUACCGUGUCGCUUAUAUACGUCAUACCAGUGAUUGGC
Molecule: messenger RNA, 570 nt
Organism: Medioppia subpectinata
Lineage: Eukaryota; Metazoa; Arthropoda; Arachnida; Sarcoptiformes; Oppiidae
Source: the annotation of a GenBank genome assembly